This is a messenger RNA of Poecilia reticulata (guppy), 1553 nucleotides long. It is a transcript of the gene gabra6a, whose product is annotated as gamma-aminobutyric acid type A receptor subunit alpha6a. Gene Ontology annotation, cellular component: membrane. NCBI's taxonomy places the organism in Eukaryota, Metazoa, Chordata, Actinopteri, Cyprinodontiformes, Poeciliidae. Gene Ontology annotation, molecular function: extracellular ligand-gated monoatomic ion channel activity; GABA-A receptor activity. Gene Ontology annotation, biological process: monoatomic ion transmembrane transport. The record is from RefSeq and is a predicted model, not a curated record.
CGCUGUAGCUACACAGAAAAGAGAACCUCUCUUACACAUAUUUUAUUGUUGGUUAGAAAAUUACAGAAAAAUUAUAAUUGUUUCUUAAGAUGGCUGCUGCCCCUUUAUCAGUGGCUGCUCUAAUCUGCUUGAUUAGUGUAGCUAAGGCACAAGGAGGUGAAAAAGUAUACUCAGACAACAUCACUCGCAUUUUGGAUAGACUUUUGGAUGGCUAUGACAACAGACUGCGACCCGGUUCAGGAGGUGGUAUUACAGAGGUGAAGACAGACAUCUUUGUUACCAGUUUUGGGCCUGUUUCAGAUGUUGAGAUGGAAUACACCAUGGACAUGUUCUUCCGUCAGAUGUGGGUCGAUGAGCGGCUGAAGUUUGAGGGCCCCAUUGAAAUCUUACGUCUUAACAACCGCAUGGUGGACAAGAUUUGGACACCAGACACCUUUUUUAGAAAUUCAAAGAAGUCCAUUUCCCAUAAUAUGACCACGCCCAACAAGCUCUUCCGUAUAAUGCAGAAUGGGACUGUCCUCUACACUAUGAGACUAACAAUCAAUGCAGAGUGUCCAAUGAACCUCAUGGCUUUCCCCAUGGACGGCCACGCCUGUCCUCUCAGGUUUGGGAGCUAUGCGUACACCAACAGUGAAAUUAUUUUCACCUGGARGAAAGGAUUAGCAGGGUCUGUCGACUGUCCCAAAGAGUCAAUUAGUCUUCUGCAGUACGAUCUGGUUGGACAGAUCUUGUCCAGUGAGAUAAUGAGGUUAAACACAGGUCACUAUUCUGUGCAGGUGGUCCACUUCCUUCUCCAGAGAAAGCUCGGCUUCUACCUCAUACAGACCUAUAUCCCCCUCAUCAUGGUAGUCGUGCUGUCGCAGGUUUCCUUUUGGAUCAACAAAGAGUCUGUUCCAGCACGUACCGUCGCUGGCAUCACCACGGUGCUGACCAUGACCACCUUGAGCAUCAGUGCUCGGCAGUCUUUGCCCAAAGUGGCUUACGCUACAGCCAUGGACUGGUUCAUCGCUGUGUGCUUCGCCUUCGUGGCCUCCGCCCUCGUUGAGUUUGCAGCAGUGAACUACUUUGCCACCUUGCAGGCAAACCGCCUGAAGAAGCAGAGAGCCAGACAAGACCGGCUGGAGGUGCUGGCCGCUGGCAGUGACGAUGACGACACAAUAUCUACGGACAGCAGCCACCGAGAAGGCCUGAAGAGGAGAAACCACUCAGUGAGCUGCAGCGACGCCGGAGAUAUCCCCCCAGUGCCCAUUUUCCUCCAGCAGGGCUCGGCUUUUCCUCAAAUCCCUCAGCUUGCCGGAACAAGCCCGAUUGACCGCUACGCCCGCAUCCUCUUUCCCCUGACCUUUGCCCUUUUCAACUUAGGGUAUUGGUACAUAUAUCUGACCAAAGAAACCAUUGAGUCGGCAACGGAAAUGGAUCUGAAAAACUGAGAAGACAUUGAGGGAGGGGGAGCACACAUGCAGCCAGAGAGACCUUCGGGAUCCAUCCAUCCAUCCAUCCAUCCAUCCAUCCAUCCAUCCAUCCAUCCAUCCAUCCAUCCAUCCAUCCAUCCA